GCCCCCCCAGCCCACUUGCAAGCCCCCGGGACCAACCUGGCCGGGGCCCUUCGGGCCGUGUACGAGCAGCUGGUGCAGCAGGAACGGGCCGAGCAGAUGAGGGGCCUCAAACCCCCCCCCGUCACCAACACCACCCGACACGUCAUCAUCAUCAUGUCCGACGGCCGUGCCAACAUGGGGGGGUCUCCGGUGCCCGUCAUCCACCAGAUCCGGGAGCUGCUGAGCAUCGGGAGAGACCUCCGGAACAACCGAGAGGAAUUCCUGGACGUGUACACCUUUGCCGUGGGGCCCGAGGCCCUCACCGGGACCCUCAAUGCUCUGGCGUCGCACAAGGCGGGGGAGCAGCACGUGUUCAAGUUGGAGCUGCCCAAGCUGCAGGAGGCCUUCCACCGCAUGAUCGACGAGAGCUCGACCCUACACCUGUGUGGGGUGAGCCAGGAGUUCCCCAGCGCGGGGGAGCGGGAGAGGAACCCCUGGGAGGUCUCGGUGACCAUCACGCGGCCGGGCCGGGGGCAGGAGCGGUGCCAGGGCUCCCUGGUGUCCCCCUAUUUCGUGCUGACGGCGGCUCAUUGCUUCGGCCUCGAGGACAGCGCGGCCUGGAUGGGAGUGGACAUCGGGCCGAAGCAGCGCCGGGGGGUGUCGGCCCUGUACCUGCACCCCAAAUAUGACCUGGGGGGCCGCCGGGCCCGGGGGGUCCCCGAGUUCUACGACUACGACGUGGCCCUGGUGCAGCUCGACAGGGCCGUCAGGAGCUCGGUCACCGAGCGGUGA
Molecule: messenger RNA, 771 nt
Organism: Neopelma chrysocephalum (saffron-crested tyrant-manakin)
Lineage: Eukaryota; Metazoa; Chordata; Aves; Passeriformes; Pipridae
Product: complement factor B-like
Exons: 6
Coding region: 97-771 (224 amino acids)
Biological process (GO): proteolysis; complement activation
Cellular component (GO): extracellular region
Molecular function (GO): serine-type endopeptidase activity
Source: RefSeq, a predicted model, not a curated record